GGGUCCCCCGGAGCCGGCCUUCGGGAGGCGCGGCCUGGGAGGAGGCUUGGCCCUGUGGGCCGGGAGUAGCCGGGGAUCCGCGGGCGGCCCGCGGGAGGGAGCAGAAGUCCCGGGACGGGCGCAGGCGGCGGCGCGAGCGGGGCGGGCGAACUCUGUGCUCCCUCCACAUGGCUGGGAGCGGGUCGCGGCGACGGCGGAGGCGCUGACAGGCCCGGGCGGGGCAGGGCAGGCAGGCCCGGGCGGGGGCCUGGGACCGCGGGGACGAUGAGCGCUCUCCUAGAGCAGAAGGAGCAGCAGGAGAGGCUGCGGGAGGCCGCGGCCUUGGGGGACAUUCGGGAGGUGCAGAAACUGGUGGAGAGCGGGGUGGAUGUGAACUCCCAAAAUGAGGUCAACGGCUGGACUUGUUUACAUUGGGCAUGUAAACGAAACCAUGGUCAGGUGGUCUCUUACCUGUUGAAAUCAGGAGCUGACAAAGAUAUUCUUACCACCAAAGGAGAAAUGCCAGUCCAGUUAACAUCAAGGAGAGAAAUCAAGAAGAUUAUGGGAGUGGAAGAUGAAGAUGAUGAUGACGACACUCUCCCCCAGCUGAAGAAGGAGUCAGAACUGCCCUUUAUUCCCAACUAUUUGGCCAACCCAGCCUUCCCUUUUAUCUACACCCCCACAGCAGAGGAUUCAACCCAGUUGCAGAAUGGGGGCCCCUCCACACCUCCUGCAUCACCACCUACAGAUGGCUCUCCUUCGUUGCUUCCCCCUGGGGAACCUCCCCUACUAGGGACCUUUCCCCGGGACCACACCUCUUUGGCACUGGUUCAGAAUGGUGAUGUGUCUGCCCCCUCUGCCAUACUCAGAACACCAGAAAGCACAAAACCGGGCCCUGUUUGUCAGCCACCAGUGAGUCAGAGUCGUUCCCUGUUCUCUUCUGUCCCAUCCAAGCCACCAGUGUCUCUGGAGCCUCAAAAUGGAACGUAUACAGGACCGGCGCCAGCAUUCCAGCCAUUUUUCUUCACAGGAGCAUUCCCAUUUAAUAUGCAAGAGCUGGUACUGAAGGUGAGAAUUCAGAACCCAUCUCUUCGUGAAAAUGAUUUCAUUGAAAUUGAACUGGACCGACAGGAGCUCACCUACCAAGAAUUGCUCAGAGUGAGUUGUUGUGAGCUGGGUGUUAAUCCAGAUCAAGUGGAGAAGAUCAGAAAGCUACCCAAUACUUUGUUAAGAAAGGUAAGAAAUAAUAAUUUUCUGUUCAGAAAUGCUACAUCCACACUGACUGAAAGGCCUUGCUAUAACAGGAGAGCUUCAAAACUGACUUACUAAUGCAGCAGGGACUUUUGUGACAGUUUGUGUCACCUCUGGGCCCAGGACAAGCCAUUGAUCUAAAUGCCUUGGAUGCCCACGAGGGCCCCUGGUGCCAGUGUGUAGUGUACACUAACAUUGUUCUGCCAAGGUAGGAAGCCCCUGACCCCCAAGCAGCGGUGCCACUCUUCCAAGCCUCUUGGUGCACAAUAAACCUAUUGCGUGAAGCUUUGAACAGCUGAGAAGUGGUCUGGAGAGGCAGAAGCUGAAGGUUCUAUAUCCAGUGUGUUUUAUGUGCAGAAUGUGAGAGCGUUAUCUAAGCAGAAUCUGAGAGAGAGUGGAGCCUGUUUCUAGCCACUCCUGUUGACAGUGCACCUGAAGGGCCGGGAUGUGCUUUUCUUGGUGUUGCAUGCUCACGACUCUCCUGAAGUCCUGAAGUGACUAGAGAGGAAGACUGGGGAAUGCACAGGUACUGGACAAAUGAAUUGUAGUGUGGCUUGUGACUGUGAGGUUUCUUAUAACAUAUUUAUAAAUGUUACUCAGGUUAAAAGUAUUUAAGAAUACAGUUACCUAAUUGUAAA
Molecule: messenger RNA, 1868 nt
Organism: Otolemur garnettii (small-eared galago)
Lineage: Eukaryota; Metazoa; Chordata; Mammalia; Primates; Galagidae
Gene: ANKRD40
Product: ankyrin repeat domain 40
Exons: 5
Coding region: 265-1308 (347 amino acids)
Molecular function (GO): protein binding
Source: RefSeq, a predicted model, not a curated record